GGUGCACAUAUGGCCGCGGAGCCGUGGGCUGGCGCCCACGCCUCCGCCGCCGCCGCGAGCUCGGUCGCGCUAGAGGCCGCCGAGCUGACCGCUCUCGCAGAGGCCGACUCAACGCUCCUCGACGGCCUGCGUGAGGACCGGUGCGAGUCCGCUGCACGGCUCCUACUGCAGGCUGACUUCAUGCUCUGCGCCACCGGGGCGGGCAUGUCUGUUGGCUGCGGCAUGAGCACGUACCGCACCUACAGCUCGACAGGUGAGGAAUCCGCGGCGCGAGUCGGAGGCAGCAGCGGCGACGAUGGCGACAGCGACUACGCUGGUCCUCUGUAUGAGGCGCUGGCUUCGGCCGAGACGCUGCGCCUCGACCCAGCCUCCUUUCACGCCUUCAUGUGCUCCUUUUUCAACGACGCGCAAGAGGCGCGCCGCACCGCCGGCUACCGCACGCUGCGGGCGUGGCAGGACUGCCUCUUCUCGAGCGGGCACGCCUUCACCUUCACCUCGAACGUGGACGGGAUGCACCUCCGCGAGGGCUUCGCCUGGGUCUUCGAGUGCCACGGGUCGAAGAUGCGGUGGCAGUGCAGCAAGCCGUGCCGCGACGAGGUGUGGGAUCUGUUGCUGUACCCGUCCUUCCGUUUCCCUUCUGCGCGGCCCGCAAAGCGUCGGCGGCUGCAAGAGCAGGACGAGGCGCCCUCUGCGGAAGACAGCGGCGCGGCGGCGGAGGGCGCGGCGGCGGAGGGCGCGGUGGCGGAGGACGCGGCGGCGGAGGGCGGCGGGCUGACGGAGGCCGUGGGCGAGAACAGCCCCACCUCGGCGGCUGCCUCCGCCGCCCGCUUUGUCGGCCAGUUCGACGUUGGCGACGCCACUCCUCCCGCGCCCUCCUGCCCGCACUGCAGCUCCGCCGCCAGGCCGGCGGUCCUCCUCUUUGGCGAAGAUUACGCCUCGCGGCACGAGGCCGGCGGGCAGGCGGAGGAGUGGGCGGCGUGGAAGCAGUGGGUCCUGGACGCCCUGGCGGCGGACCGCAGCAAGCGCCUCGUCGUCAUCGAGAUUGGGGCCGGCACCGCCGUGCCUUCCGUUCGCGACGCGGGCGAGUCGCUCCUUCGGAGGGCUGGGAGUCGGCAGUGCACUCUAGUCCGGAUCAACCCGACGCCGAUGCUCGGCGACAACACCACCGAUGGCGUGCUGAGCAUCAAGUGGGGCGCAGAGGCCGCGAUCGCGCACAUCAACGAGUGCGUGCGCAAGCUCGCGCGAGAGAGCGUUGAUUAGCGCACGUGUUCAUCGGUCAGGUUUUUCUCUCU
Emiliania huxleyi CCMP1516 is the source of this 1292-nucleotide messenger RNA. RefSeq lists its product as hypothetical. Bases 10 to 1260 code for a protein of 416 amino acids. The record is from RefSeq and is a predicted model, not a curated record. Lineage: Eukaryota; Haptophyta; Isochrysidales; Noelaerhabdaceae. The transcript is spliced from 2 exons. Gene Ontology annotation, molecular function: NAD+ binding.